AUGCGUACCGAGGACGUUCUCGCCCUCCUCGGCGACGCCGCGAGCGCCGGUCGAGUGAGAGCGCUUCGCGGUGACCUACGAGGACGCGUCGACGUUCACAUCGCUCGAGCGAGAGAAAUCUUACAGAGCGACGUCGCUCGCGUCGACGCGUCGGCGUUGUCGGCGCUCAAGGCGGGCGUGGAGGCGCACGACGCAGCGACGGAUGACGAGAGCCGGUGGGCGGCGAUGCGCGAGGCGUACGACACGGCGCAGCGAGCGCUAUUGAACGCGGCGAACGACCCGGAUUUGGCGCUCGCGGACGUCACGCACGUCGGCUCGGAGACGGUUAAAGACGAUGCGUUCGUCGAACGGAAGAUGACGUUCUAUGGGGAGAACGGAGGUGAUGCUGGGAGAUGGCGAAGUCUGAACGACGGCGUCAUGGGCGGCGCGUCGAGCGGGACUUUGUCGACGACGGAUGAUGGGCGCUGCAUGUUUUCGGGAAACGUGAGCUUGGACUACAACGGCGGAUUCGCGAGCGUGCGAGCGUACGUCGAGGAGGUCGGUGAGGACUUCGACGGAGUGUACAUUGACGCCAAGUCGCCCACGGGGGAGGCCAAGACGUUUCUGUUCAUUUUAAAGGACGAGCCGUGCCUGCUCGAGCAGACGAAUUUUAAGGUCAAGUUUAAAGUGGGCACCGAGUUUACUCGUGUCAAAAUCCCCUUCGCGGCCUUUUGUCGGGCCGAGCGCAUGGGGCGCGUAGUUUUGCGCCCACCACUGAAGAUCGACGCGAUUCGCGAGUUCGGCUUGAUGAUUCUGAAGGGGUCGCCCGAGCAGGUCGGGCCGUUUGAACUCGAGGUGAAGGAGAUUGGUUUUUAUCGCGGUUGA
This is a messenger RNA of Ostreococcus tauri, 864 nucleotides long. Its product is annotated as NADH:ubiquinone oxidoreductase intermediate-associated protein 30. Lineage: Eukaryota; Viridiplantae; Chlorophyta; Mamiellophyceae; Mamiellales; Bathycoccaceae. Gene Ontology annotation, biological process: NADH dehydrogenase complex assembly. The transcript has a single exon. The record is from RefSeq and is a predicted model, not a curated record. The coding region runs from base 1 to 864 and encodes 287 amino acids.